AUGGAUGAGUCUUACAUACAUACAUCCCACACUAAAGGGAAAUCUUGGAGUGAUGAUAAGAAAAAAGGAGUAAAAAAGCCAAUUUCAAAAGGUCAACGUUUGAUAAUAGUUCAGGCUCGAAAUGAAAAAGGCUUUGUACCCGGUGCCUUUUUAACGUAUAAAUCCACGGAUACUACAGGUGACUAUCACAAUGAAAUGAAUAACGAUAACUACGAGAAAUGGCUGGUUAAUCAAUUAAUCCCAAAUAUACCCAGUGAUUCCGUUCUAGUUAUCGACAACGCACCUUAUCACAAUAAAUAUGUUGAAAUACCCCCCAACUCAAACACCAUUAAACAGGAAAUGAUCAACUGGUUAAACAGACACGAAAUUCCAGUUGAUCCAAAAUUAACAAAAACCCAGAUUUACGCUAUUAUAUGUCAGCACAAGGAGAGGUAUACAGAGUUUUCCGUGGACAAAGUACUUGCCGAACAUGGGCACACUGUGUUGCGAUUGCCACCGUAUCAUCCGGAUUUUAAUCCAAUUGAAAAUAUAUGGUCUCAACUAAAAGGCUAUGUAGCCUCUAGAAAUGUGAGUAUGAAUUUAACUACAGUAAAAACGUUAUUGACUGAAAAAGUAAACAUGAUCGGGGCUGAAGAGUGGAAAAAGGUUUGCGGUCACGCAAUCAAAUGUGAGAAUGAAUAUAGAAGCAUUCAACACGGUUUAGACAAUUACACUGAUAGACUAGUGAUAAAUACGGCUGAUAGUGACAGUGAUAUUGACCUCUUUGAGAGCACAGAUAGUGAAAUGGAAGUAAUUGAGAAUUAG
This is a messenger RNA of Hyposmocoma kahamanoa, 804 nucleotides long. RefSeq lists its product as uncharacterized. Gene Ontology annotation, molecular function: nucleic acid binding. The transcript has a single exon. The record is from RefSeq and is a predicted model, not a curated record. NCBI's taxonomy places the organism in Eukaryota, Metazoa, Arthropoda, Insecta, Lepidoptera, Cosmopterigidae. Bases 1 to 804 code for a protein of 267 amino acids.